CAACACUUCACACCACCGCACCACCAAACAAACCAAUCAAUCAUCAUGCAGGCUGUUAAGGACACCAUCAACCAGGCCUCGGAGAAGGUUCAGGAGCUCGGCUCUGGCGCUUCCAAGGAGGCCAACAAGGACGUCGCUAAGAACUCGGACGCUUCCAUUGGUACCCGCGCUGAGGCUGCCAAGGACGCCGUCUCGGACAAGAUGGACGAGGCCUCGCACGGCAGCAAGGCUGACCUCCACGGCGCUAAGCGUGACGCCUAAAUGGGCGCUCACCACGACGCAUGAUCGUUCGAGGACGAUGUCGUGUAUGCUUUGAGUCUCCUAUUUCAAUCAAAUAUCCUUAUGGCCAC
This is a messenger RNA of Jaminaea rosea, 350 nucleotides long. RefSeq lists its product as hypothetical. The record is from RefSeq and is a predicted model, not a curated record. Bases 46 to 261 code for a protein of 71 amino acids. NCBI's taxonomy places the organism in Eukaryota, Fungi, Basidiomycota, Exobasidiomycetes, Microstromatales. The transcript is spliced from 2 exons.